Messenger RNA from Micropterus salmoides (largemouth bass), 7221 nucleotides. RefSeq names its product probable G-protein coupled receptor 173. Gene Ontology annotation, biological process: G protein-coupled receptor signaling pathway. Gene Ontology annotation, cellular component: plasma membrane. The transcript is spliced from 2 exons. Gene Ontology annotation, molecular function: G protein-coupled receptor activity. The record is from RefSeq and is a predicted model, not a curated record. Bases 1356 to 2519 code for a protein of 387 amino acids. Lineage: Eukaryota; Metazoa; Chordata; Actinopteri; Centrarchiformes; Centrarchidae.
UGGACUACCUGUCCACGUCCUCACCUGGUUCUUCCUCUCAGACACACUGUGUGCAGCCAAACAAUCAUCUGAUCAUAAAUAAAGUAUUUCUGAGGUAAAGAAAUGUGAGAGGAGGCUGGGGAGAGUUUGAUAACAGUAUAUUAAUACACCACAUUAGGCCUGGUGUUACGUCCACCUGGUUCUCUCUCUCCAAUGCUCUGACCCUGACAGCACCACAUGGGGCAGCACAGUGCUUCCUCAUUUAUCAUCAGAAUGUUUCUUUUUAUUUUGUAGAAUUUGAAAAACAAACAGGAUGUAAACCAAGUCAGUAGAUUUUUAAUAGAAAUAGGCUAUUUCCUAACUAUAUAAAGACAGAGCAUGCAUGGGGGCUCUGUGGGAGGGGGAGGGGCCGCAGAGAGGCUGGGGUCGCCCCUGUCCACUCAGACGGGAUUAAAUCAGCAGCAGCCUCGUCUGUUCGGACUCCUGGAUGAAACCUGCCCGACACCAGCCCCCCCGCUCCGGCUCCACCUGCCAGACUCCGCUCAUGGAGGACUCUGCAGCUGCAGUCUAAUCCCGCAGACCCGCCUGUCUGAGCUAAGCCCUGUCGCGGACAGAAUGAGGACCGGUCUUGCUGUUGUCCCGAAGCCCGAACCCGCCGGCUCGGAUCCCCGGGGCCUCGGAGGAGAGCAGGUUUAUGUGAGCUGGAGCUGCUGAAGGAUUUCACCGACAUGCCUGGAACAAAGCGAGCGGAAGUGCGGCGGCGGAUCGACAGGGUCCGCAGGGCGUCUGCCGGGGUCUGCCAGUUGAGCUCAUGAUGCUGUAGACCAGUAGCCUACCGGCCUGGAGAGAGGAGCUGCCGAUGCACAGCAAACCCUGUGGAUGGUGAAGAAGCAUCGGGACCGGGACCUUGUGUGGAAUACACGGAGACAUGACAUGCACGAGGAAAAAGAGGAAACGCUUCUUUAAAAGCUGCGUUUUUUAAAGGGAUUCCGCAACAGGCUUUCACAAAGACCCGGACCGCAGCGGUCCGUGGCAGCGGCAGGUGCCGCCGUCUCUCUUUGUACCAGUUGUUUUUGUGGGGCAGAGCCAGGUGAACCUGGACCCGUGUUUCAUGUAGACCGCAGCAGACCGUGAGGAGGACCAGCAGCCCGCUGCAGGCUCCCGGAGAGUAUCAGGAGGUGAGACGACACAUUACACCAAAGGGACUCAGCUCGAAAUGGAGCGAUGUGGAUUGGGGUGGUCCUGUUCCUUGUGAACUGCAGAAAGAAGGAAGCAACCACGAGGACGAAGGAACUACUAGCAGACGGAGGAGGCGGCGGAGGAGUGGUGGCUUUGCUGUCUGAAAAAAAGGUGGUUUGGGUGGGGGUGCAUUCGGGAUGGCGAAUGGAAAUGAGAGCAUCGAAGGGCCUGCUGGGCCCGUGGCAGCGGUGGUGGCUACUGCAGAAGGACUGAUAGCAGAGAGCCCUUCCUCGGCUGUCUCUACAUAUAUCAAACUGGUGCUGCUGGGGCUGAUCAUCUGCAUCAGCCUGGUGGGCAACCUGGUGGUGUCUCUGCUCGUACUGCGGGACCGGGCCCUUCACAAGGCACCUUACUACUUCCUGCUGGACCUGUGCCUGGCAGACACCAUUCGCUCAGCCAUCUGCUUCCCUUUUGUGCUGGUGUCCAUAAAGAACGGCUCCGCCUGGACCUACAGCGUGCUGAGCUGCAAGGUGGUGGCCUUCAUGGCGGUGCUGUUCUGCUUCCACGCCGCCUUCAUGCUGUUCUGCAUCAGUGUAACACGCUACAUGGCCAUUGCACACCACCGCUUUUACUCAAAGCGCAUGACGUUCUGGACGUGUGUGGCAGUGGUGUGCAUGGUGUGGACACUGUCUGUGGCAAUGGCUUUCCCGCCGGUUUUUGACGUGGGCACCUACAAAUUCAUCCGUGAGGAGGACCAGUGCAUCUUUGAGCAUCGCUACUUCAAGGCUAACGAUACGCUGGGCUUCAUGCUAAUGCUAGCUGUGCUCAUUCUAGCCACACAUGUUGUCUACAUGAAACUACUCCUGUUUGAGUACAAGCACCGCAAGAUGAAGCCAGUCCAGAUGGUGCCGGCCAUCAGUCAGAACUGGACCUUCCACGGGCCGGGAGCUACAGGCCAAGCGGCAGCAAACUGGAUUGCGGGCUUUGGCAGGGGCCCAAUGCCGCCCACUCUGCUGGGAAUCCGGCAGAACUUGCACAACCAGAACCGGCGCCUGUUGGGCAUGGAGGAGUUUAAAGCGGAGAAGCAGCUUGGCAGGAUGUUCUACGUGAUCACCCUGCUGUUCCUGGUGCUCUGGUCUCCCUACAUAGUGGCUUGCUAUUGGAGGGUGUUUGUCAAGGCUUGCACAAUACCACACCGGUACCUCUCCACCACCGUGUGGAUGAGCUUUGCCCAAGCCGGGGUCAACCCUAUUGUCUGUUUCUUCCUUAACAAAGACUUGAAGAAAGGGCUCCUUUCCCACCUACCAGCCUGCUGCAGGACUAAACCUCAUCUGCCACGAGAGCCUUAUUGUGUCAUGUAAACAGAGACGAUGAUCUGAACGUGGAGAACAACCAAGAGGCAGCCAACAGAUCUGUUGUAGGAGUGUUUGAGUUAUUGUGGCAUUUGAUUCAAUGCAAGCUACUAGCUAGUAGCAGCGGGUGGAAACUAGUGAGUGUGAAGGUAAAAACACUGGAAUGGUAAGCAUGUAUUUCCACCUACCAACCCGUUUUCACUCAAAACAACAGCAUACAUGGAGUCAGACCUUGACUUAACUAACAAGAGGAAAAUACUUUAAUAGCAAGUAGUAAUGCAGUCGUUGUGGAAACCAAGCCAGCAACAAAUUACAUAAGCUGCGUCAUAAAGACCAUCAGAGUGGCCGAUUAGAAAAGUCUAAAACAAAGGAUGUGUGAGUUGGUUUGGUGAUAAAAAGAUUCCUGAGGAGGACAAAGAGCAACUUUUCUUGUUUAAACCUACAUUUUACUAUUGGGGGGGGUUAACCCAUUUUGAUUUUUAGUACUUUAUUUAAAAAAUAUAGUUCUACGCAAUCCAAAGACUCCUUGUUCAGUUAUCUCAAAGUUUAACAACUGUCCAGUUUCAAAGUCCGGAAUAGAUUAAAAUUAUAAAACCUUCUGGAAAUGAUUUAGGAAUCAAAACUGUUUUCUUGAAGUCUGUAGAGGAAACAAAGGUUUGUGAAUAUCACACUCGGGCCAGUGAGAUGGUUUAAUCUGACCUAAAUGAAAUAGAAAUGCUCCUCGCUGGAUGAGGAACAUUGUGUCUGAAGCAUACACAUUAGUGGACAGGACAACAACAUGGGCUACGCACCAGAGUGGAUUUCCACUCCCGUCCCAUCCCGCUCCCACAAAAAUAAUCCUGUCCCGUCCCAAUCCCAGAACAAUGACUCCCCUCCCAUCCUGUUCCUGAAAAAGUCAGAAAAUAGCGUGUAUUCAUACUAGAACUGCAUGUUUCUAUAUAAAAAACAGAUGAUUCCUGUUGAUUUUUCUUCCUGUCCCCUCCCACUCCUGCAAUCAAUAAUGAAACUGAGUCUCGUCCCACAGGAAUCCUGAAACAAUCUCCAGCUCUGCUCAGCGUUUCAGAUUGACGGUCCUGAAAUUCUACUGCUGACACACCUGUGUGCUUUUAAUUUAAAGAUCCGCUCCGUUAACGGCAAGCAGGCCAUCUUGUAAUGGUCUCAACACAGUGUCCAGUUGCAGAGAUCUCCAAUCACUCGGGUAAAAUGCUGAGUUAGAAAUCCCUUUCCUCGACUACCUAGUGCGAUUAAUGUACUUUAGUGUCUGAGGUCUGAAAUGUGUGCACAAUGUAAUGCCCUCAAACAUUCCCAGAGUGCAACAAAACAUGCGCCCAGUUUAUUACCACCAGAACAGAAGCAUGAAUAGUAAAAGCAGUUUGUUGAGUAGUUUAAACUUCAGCAGGGCCACUGUAAAGACAGACUGAUGGUGUCCUCUGUCUUGGACUCAUCGUAUGUGAUUCAGUUAAUUCUGUCUGAAAUCUCAGUCGACUCAGAGUAAGUAUGAAGUGUUCAUUUUGUACAACUGAGAGAAUCAAAUCUGGAUUAUUAUUAUUAUGAAAACUGCUGAUUAACAUGUCAAAGUAAAACAAUAUCUGAAGUAUCUGAAGAACACAACAGACGGGGCAAAGUCUCCACAGGACACAUUUAUUCAUUCUGUUAGUCAGCAAACAAAACCAAACUUCCAUCUGUGCCCCUGACGAAACCCUGAAGCACGUAGCCUCAGUGGUGCAGCAGAAAACGUACAGUGAGGAAUUGGUUUCAGGCUUUGAACCUAGGGAUUAAAACCUCAUUAGUUUUUCCUGAGGACAAAUCACGUCAAACACAAGUGGUGGCUGAAUUUACAAAGAAAUAAAACCCAAGUUAUAAUAAAGUGAAAUGAUCCUUUACCCUUUGCCUCUGGCUGGUCAGGAAGGGUAGCUCCAGCAGGUAGCAGCCAAGCUAAACAAAACUAGGAAUAAAAUACAGUUAAACCAAGGUUUUAAACAGAAAUCAGUUCCAACACGCUUGUUUACAGACGUUCACCAAAGUUAUUUUGAGUAGUUGUAAUAAUUCCAUUUAAAUGAAUGGAGUCUGGUGUGCAAGUUAAAUCUGUGAAACAACUUUACUGCUAAAGAAAGGGUUUGUAGAGGGACAACUGUAUGUAACUGCUGACGGUAUCCGGCUCGCCACUUUUGCUCAAACAGCCGACAUCCAGUGAGAUGUGACAUUAACAAAGCUCAGGCCACACUGUCUCUCCAGCAGCAGAACACUAAAUACCGUGUGCAGCUUUACCCAAACGGAAGGCCAUUUCAGGACUGUUCAAAUCAAAAUUAGGAGGUACUAAAUCAAAAUACCAACUUUUGAAAAUGAUGUCAAACUUUUUUCUUUUUAGGCCAAAAUAAUGAGAUUAAGUAAAAAAAAGUGAUCAGUCAUGAGAUUUGUGAGGAAAUUUAAAAAACGUCAUUUGAUUAUGGUAAUGAGGUAAACACUGAAACUAGGUCAAGAUAUCUGGCAUCAAAAUCUUUUACAAACCCUAAAGUUUCCUUUAAAGAAGCUCGUAACAUGAAUCUGGAGUCACAGUUAGCCUAUCAUAAAUCAGCAUGGUACAGCAAAGACUGGGAGACAUGAUAUUUAAACCCUCAUCACCGGGGGUGUGAGGGUAAAGAAGGGUUGAGGGUAGUGAGAUUGAGAGGGUACUGAGGGUGCCGGGGGUGCAUCAGAAGGCUCAUCUGCUUUAUUUUGCAUAAAUCUAAAUAAAUGGGUCAACUGUGUGUACAAACAAAGUGUACCUUGAAGUUUAGGUGGAAGUAUAGGACAAAGAUUGUAAUCUGUUGGUGAAUGUCUGAAAACAUGGCACAGUCCUUAAGCUUGGGGACAAAUAAAGUGUAUUUGGGGGCUUGAGGUGCCCCGUUGUCUCUGCCGUGGCACACCUGAAACACCCGACAACAGCUUGCCACAGAGAUUCGCUAAUGUGUUUUUAUUUUCAGAAUUAUGGCCUUACUCCAUAAAAACAUCAAACCAAUGCAACAAAGAUCAGACAAAUGGGUCCCUUCUGUAUUCAGGAGGAAACAGAACACUGUGUACACUACUGACAUUUCCCAUCAGACCCCGGAGGACCUGUGGUGGUGGUGGGCCCACAAUGGGAAACAUUUAGACUGAGGAUCUGAUGAACAGCUCUGGAUGUUUGCUUUUCUCCUCAGACAUCAACCUGAGAAGUAAGGAAAAAUGACUUUGUCUUUUUCUUUCUUUUCUCUUUCUGAGACGGAGCCAGAGAAAAGAUGCUGGACAGUGCUUUUUUAGUUGCCUCAGGCUGAUUCUGUUUUUGUAAAUUUACUGUGACCUCUGUACUAUUAGUGUGAAUUAUAUCGACAGCAAACCAACUCUGAAAUGCAACGGAAGAGUUCCUGAUCAUAGUAUUUUUACUGUGUGUGUGUGUGUGUGUGUGUGUGUGUUCUAUUGGCAGGUAUGAGUGUGUCUUGAUGGUUAGAUGGCGAGAAAGAAAACUGACCAGAUACAUUUUGCAUUUUCAAGACGUCAUUCCUGCAAAUGCUUCCUCUGUAUUUAUUUUCCUGAUGCAAAGAUCUGAAUGUGUUUUCAAAGAAAUGAAGUUUACUCAAAGUCCCUCUUAUGAAACAUGUAACAGAUGAGUGUUAAUUGGAGCAGAAUUUUUUGUACAUAUUUAGAGGUAAAGAAGAGCAUUCAGACACAUGUUGCUGCGUACGUUGGCCUGGAUCUGAAGGUUUCAUUGAAUUAACACAUAAAAAAACGAAGUACAGCAAGAACAGUACAUGAAAAAAGGCUGGCAUCAGAUUGCCAAAUGAUCCGCUUGGGUCUUCCCCAUCAUUCCUGUCGGUAAUAAUAACUGAGAUCUGUGAAUGCCUCAAUCUGACAGGACAGGUGGGAGACAAACCAACAGGUGACUUACCUGUUCAGUGAGCGAUUAUUUAGAUCAUCUGGAUGAACUGCUGCUUUGUUUCCUGGCUGCUCAUGUUUAUUCCCCUCAGACUUUCCUUGUAAUGACGUUCACAGAUCUAAGAAGUGACCAACAGAAGUGGUGGCUGAAAUUACAAAGAAAUAAUAAAGUGAAAUGAUCCUUUACCCUUUGCCUCUGGCUAGUCAGGGAGGGUAGCUCCAGCAGGUAGAAGCCAAGCUAAACAAAACUAGGAAUAAAAUACAGUUAAACCAAGGUUUUAAAUAGAAAUCAGUUCCAAAGCGCUCGUUUACAGACGUUCACCAAAGUUAUUUUGAGUAGUUGUAAUAAUUCCAUUUAAAUGAAUGGAGUCUGGUGUGCAAGUGUUUGCUGCUGUGACCGGGGCCCAUUCAGUAAAUGAGCCCGAUACCAGUGUGACGAGUGAAUGUCCAGACCAGUGUGUGGUGGUUCUGCUGGGUCACUGUCCAGCAGGCACAACAGCACAGAUCACUACGGCUUCACACAGUAAUGAUGUUCUGAGGGGGAAACUCAAAGCAGUGUCUUACAGAGGGAAUCUUUAUUUUAAAUGUCAAAGGUUCAAAGAAAAGUCUCAUCCUGGUGCAUCCUGAAGUUUUCAAAAAGAAAGAACACCAAAAUUCUCUGAAGGAUGUGAAAGAAAUCUGUUCUGACCCCGACCAUCCAGCCAGACGCUGCGGUUUCCGUUUGUUCUGAAUUAUUAAAAAGUGGUUGAGCUUUUACGCAUGUCUCUGGCGAUUUAUGAUUUCUGUUGUCGGUUUUGUAACGAAAAUAAAUUUCAUUUGAAAU